CGUUGAAGAAAUGCGUACUUUGUGUGCUCUAAGUUUGAUCGCUUUUAUGGGCAUAACCCUAAUAUCUACAAAGCCAUUAGAUGAAUCUAUCAAACCGAAAGUUUUAAGGCCACUAAAUCAAGCGGAUUUGGAUAAAAUGAUAAAAAACUUGCAGUUGCUUGAAAAAUUAGCCAAUGAGACAUAUUAUUCACCAGAUCCCACCAAAAAGGAGACAUACUUAACGCAAGAUCAAAAGGCGGAGGAAACUAAAGAGCCAACUGGAGAGGAAACCGAGGAACCUUCUGGAGAGGAAACUCACAGUCCUACGGGAGAGGAAACCAAAAGUCAAACUGGAGAAGAUGGCGAGUUCUUCGAAGAUGAAGAGGAGGAAGAUGAAGCGACUGUGGAUAAACCAACUGAUGUCAUACCAGUUAAUUUUCUAAAAUAUCCCGAGCACGAAGCUGAUUUUAAGUCUUAUCCAAGGUUUGCAAUCCUUCGAAAUGGCUAUGUGCAUCACAUGAACUUGGACUUUUAGCGUUUACGCAAUUUCAUCACAAAUUCGAGCUAAUGACGUGUUCUCAAGAACAUUGUCAGUUAAUGUCGAUAGAUGGGGAAAUUCCGACUACAGUCAGGUGGUUUGCACAGCUGUGACUCUGAAUAAAAGUUAGAUCUGUGGUACCU
Molecule: messenger RNA, 660 nt
Organism: Drosophila melanogaster (fruit fly)
Lineage: Eukaryota; Metazoa; Arthropoda; Insecta; Diptera; Drosophilidae
Exons: 1
Coding region: 11-514 (167 amino acids)
Source: RefSeq, marked reviewed